AUGAGUCGACAUGUUGCAAAUGAGUUUCGACUCGAAUUGGAAAACUUAUUACCGAAAAACGAUGACACCAUCACGAAGAAAGAUGGGUCACGUCGUCCGUCAGUUUUCCGUCUGCAAGAAUCGGAUUCAAUGUUUGGAUUUGACAGUAUUCGUUCAUUGAUUCAUCAGUGUUGUCGUGAUGGAGACGUUUCAUUACUUCGAUCAUACUUGAAUAAGUAUCCGGAUUACGUGAACUCACCAGAUAAAGACGAUAUGACUGCACUUCAUUAUGGAACAAGAUACGGAAAUUAUGAAGUAGUGGAGGAAUUACUCAGACGGAAAGCAAUUCCCACAACAAAAAACCUGGAUGGAGACACUCCGUUGCAUAUUGCAUCUAAAUAUAGUCAUGGAUUCACGGAUAUCUGCCAGAUAACAAAUGAAAAAGGUGAAGUUGUGAUGGAUCAAGUGGAUUCAGAGAGGAUACACAACACGUCGACUGAGAAAAUAAUCGCUGCGUUGGUCAACGCAAACGCAGAAAUCGAUUCUCCGAAUGCAUACGGACUGACUCCACUUCAUUAUGCAGCAAUGAAAUCAAACAUUGCCGCAGUGAAGAAAUUGAUUCAAUUGAAAGCAAAUGUAGCAGCAGAAGAUGUAAAUGCAAUGACACCUCUACUAUUGGGAUGUGUUCAUGGAAGUCAAGAAGUGAUUCGAGAAUUGAUAAAUGCAAAUAGUGACGUGACAAAGAGAGAUCUUCGAUUGAAUACAGUAUUUCAUAUUGUGGCACUUCGAGGAGAACCCGAGUAUCUGAAAAUGAUGAUGGAUCAUGAUCCAUCUGCUGCAAUACUUGCAUUGAAUAAAGAGAAUAACGAAGGGAAAACACCUUUGAGAAUGGCCGUCGAAGGAAACCAUCCACAAACAUUGAAGAAGAUUUUGGAAUUGGAAAAAAAGAAUAAACAGAAAUGGAUGAUAAGAGAGAAAGAUUUGAUUCAUUUUGCUGCGGAAAAGGGAUAUCUGGAGAUCAUUGAAGCUCUCGUUGAAGCUGGAGGGAACAAGAAUGAACAGAAUUCGGAGAAGACACUUCCACUCCACGUGGCAGCAAAAACAAACCAAUUGGAAGUUGUGAAAUAUUUAAUGGAUGACAAUAGUCGAGAAGCGACAGACGAUUACGGAAUGACUCCAUUGAUGUUAGCUGUAUCACAUGAUAGUUUGGACUGUGUCGAGUACUUGAUUGAGAAAGGAGCAGACCUUACGGUAGUUGAUAAAGAUGAACGAACUUGCGUUUAUAUUGGAGCAAAGUAUAAUGCUCUCGCUUCUGUUGAAUAUAUUUUAAAAUAUUUGAACCCACCUAAGUCUUCGAAAUCUGAUAUGUCUGAAACGGACUGUCUCCAAAUGUCGAUAGCUUCGAGAAAAUCUCUUCGAAAUAUUAAUGAAAAUGAGAAAAGAACAAUGGUGAAUAUGACUGAUAGGGAUCAAAAUAGUCCAAUGCACAUUGUUGCUUCGAAUGGAUACCUGGAAAUGAUGGAGCUACUCGAGAAACAUGGAGCAACAAUGAUUCAGGUGAAUGAAGAUGAAGAGACUCCAUUACAUCGAGCAGCCCAUUCUGGACAAACGAUUGCAGUGAAGAAAUUGAUUGAAUGGGACAAGAGAUUACUGUUGAUGAAAGAUGAAAUGGGUAACAGUGCAUUGCAUUUGGCAGCUAAGCAAGGACACGAUGCGACAACGUCGUUGUUAUUGAUAUCUGGAGCUGACAAGGAAGCGAAGAAUUCAUACCAACAGACUCCAUUACAAGUGGCUGUUGAGAGUGGACAAUUGGGAACUUGUCAAACUUUAGUAGGAAAAGGAGCACAAAUCGAGAAUCCUAGUGAUACAAAAACUGUUCUUCAUUUAGCUGCCAUCUAUGGACAUGAUACAAUUGCCAGAUAUUUGAUACAACAAGGAGCAACUGUCGAUAGAAGAGAUGAAAAGGGAAGAACUGCACUUGAUUUGGCAUGUGAUAAUGGGAAGAAAGAAGUUGCUCGAGUACUUUUAGACACUUAUGAAUGGAGGAAUUUGAUGAUUCCACAUGAUGUGAUACCACUGGAUAAGCAUAGAGAACCAGUUAUGAUGGAGAGAACUACUCCGUUCCGGACUCUCUUGAAAAAGUUUCCUGAUUUGGCAUCAUUGGUUAUGGAUAAGUGUGUUGAAAGAAGUAAAGAAGAUGAUGAUUUGACUCUCUGCAUUGCAUAUGAUUUCUCUUACAUUGAUGAUACUUACAUGUCAAGAGUUGCGAAUGAAGACGGAGAAGGAGAACAAUUGAUUGGAUACAAGUGUCCGUAUGAUGAAGAUAAUUUUAAACUUAUCAAAGAUGCUCAAGCAUAUUCAUCAAAUUAUGACAGAAUUUACAAGAAUCAUCCAUUGAAAUUGAUGGCAAACGCAGAGAAACUCUCACUUCUAUCUCAUCCAUUAUCAAUGGCUCUUUUGAAAUAUAAAUGGAAUCGAUUGGGAAGAGUCAUGUAUUAUUCUGCUCUGACUAUUUAUCUGAUUUUCGUUAUUAGUCUCACUGAAUUCGUCCGUCAUACGAAAGCUCCAUACAACGUGGCAAAUGGAGAGACGUAUUACGAUAGCUCAUUUUUUGAGGAGAACGAGACAUGUCCACAGAUUCAAAUUGUGAAACCUGCUUUCAUCUGGAAAAGAAUAAUUCAAAUACUUGCAAUUUGUCAAAUCGGAAUUGAGGUUUUUCAACUUUACCAACGGAAGUUUGCAUAUUUGACCAAUUGGGAGAACUGGAUUGAUUGUUUUAUCUAUUCAACUGCUCUUCUUACGGUUUAUGAUUUCACUGAAUGUUCAUCAACAUCUGGAGUUCGAUUAAAUUGGCAAUGGCUUCUAGCUGCUCUUUGUAUCUUCUUCGGAUGGAUUAAUUUAUUAUUCAUGGUAAGAAAAAUGCCAAGAUUCGGAAUAUUCGUGGUAAUGUUCGUGGAUAUUGUCAAAACAUUCUUCCGAUUCUUCCCAGUUUUUGUCCUUUUCAUCAUUGCAUUCUCCUCGUCUUUCUAUGUCAUCCUUCAGAAUCGACCAGAAUUCUCAACGAUAUUCCUUUCACCUCUCAAAACAACUGUGAUGAUGAUUGGAGAAUUUGAAUUCACUGGAGUAUUUCAUGGAGAUGAAACAUUACAUUCCGAGAAAAUGUUCGGACCAGCUCAUAAUGCAGUUGCUUGUGCAUUAUUCUUCUUUUUCUGUAUAAUCAUGACAAUUCUUUUGAUGAAUCUCCUCGUUGGUUUGGCAGUCGAUGAUAUCAAAGGAGUCCAAGAGAAGGCUGAAUUGAAGCGAUUAGCAAUGCAAGUGGAUCUCGUUUUGCAGAUUGAAGCGUCUAUUCAUAUAUUUAUAACUCGAAUGAAGAAGUAUCCAACUAAUCGAUAUGCAACAUUCCCUGCUGGAAAAUUACAUAAGAGUGGAUUGGCUGCGUGGUGGACGAAUUUCAGAAAAAGGUUCGGGUUGAAUGCAAGCAGUGAUUCUGAUAUGGAUAUGCAGAUUGAAUAUGAAAAUGAAAUCACAACAGAACUAAGAUCAACUCUGAAAAUGCAGUUCAACCAACUGGAAAAUCUACAACAGAAUAUUGAUGUAAUGUAUGAAAAACAAAUUCGUCUUGAAGCUUUAAUUCUAAAUCUUGCAAAAGAAUUGAAAAUUAAAAAUAUUAAUGUUGAAGACGUGGAUCAUUGA
Molecule: messenger RNA, 3672 nt
Organism: Caenorhabditis remanei
Lineage: Eukaryota; Metazoa; Nematoda; Chromadorea; Rhabditida; Rhabditidae
Exons: 11
Coding region: 1-3672 (1223 amino acids)
Biological process (GO): monoatomic ion transport; transmembrane transport
Cellular component (GO): membrane
Molecular function (GO): protein binding; monoatomic ion channel activity
Source: RefSeq, a predicted model, not a curated record